GGCGCUCUGAGGGAAUGCAGUGCGCGCACGCCAACAUGGCCGCCGCCGCCGGGCGCGCGGCGUGGCGCGUUGUGAAAAGCAGCAGUCAAAUGAGGGUGAGGGUCCCAGUGCGAUGGAGAGGUCAGGCAGCUGCAGCCACAGCAACAAAAAGCACAAAACCUCAAAUUCAGCCAGAAGUCCGGAAACCUAAAACAGGAAUCUUGAUGUUAAACAUGGGUGGUCCUGAAAGGCUGGAUGAUGUGCAUGAUUUCUUACUUCGUCUCUUCUUGGACAGGGAUCUAAUGACUCUUCCAGCACAAAAUAAAUUAGCACCAUUCAUUGCCAAGCGCCGCACCCCAAGAAUCCAGGAACAGUACAGCAAGAUUGGAGGCGGAUCUCCAAUCAAGAAGUGGACAGCAGUGCAGGGAGAAGGCAUGGUGAAACUGCUGGAUAGACUGUCUCCUCACACUGCACCUCACAAAUACUACAUUGGUUUCCGGUAUGUCCAUCCUCUGACAGAAGAAGCAAUUGAAGAGAUGGAGAAAGAUGGCAUUGAAAGGGCUAUUGCUUUCACGCAGUAUCCACAGUAUAGCUGCUCUACCACAGGAAGCAGUUUAAAUGCGAUCUAUCGCUACUAUAAUAAAAAGGGGGAGAAACCAAAGAUGAAGUGGAGUAUAAUUGACCGAUGGCCCACACAUCCCCUUCUUAUUCAGUGCUUCACUGAACACAUACAGAAAGAACUGGAUCUAUUUCCGCCUGACAAAAGGAAAGAUGUUGUUAUCCUUUUCUCGGCUCACUCGCUUCCAAUGUCUGUAGUGAACCGUGGUGAUCCAUAUCCUCAAGAAGUGGGAGCUACUGUCCAAGGAGUCAUGGAGAAACUGAACUAUUCCAAUCCUUACAGGCUUGUGUGGCAGUCCAAGGUUGGACCAAUGCCUUGGCUUGGUCCACAGACAGAUGAAACCAUUAAAGGACUGUGUCAAAGAGGAAAGAAGAACAUGUUGUUGGUCCCAAUAGCAUUUACAAGUGACCACAUUGAAACGCUUUAUGAACUAGAUAUUGAGUAUGCCCAAGUUUUAGCGAAUGAGUGUGGAGUUGAAAACAUCAGAAGAGCAGAAUCUCUUAAUGGAAAUCCACUGUUCUCCAAGGCUCUGGCAGACUUGGUCUAUUCACAUAUCCAGUCAAAUGAAAUCUGCUCCAAGCAGUUAACCCUCUGCUGUCCGCUCUGUGUAAAUCCUGUCUGCAGGGAGACAAAAGCCUUCUUCACUAAUCAGCAGCCGUGAUAGGCGCUCUAGGAGAACGCCGUUGGGUUAUACGGGAAAGCUGCCGUGGUGACACAGUGCAAAGAAAAGGAACUGUCUGACUGAACUCUUCUCUGUUAUGUACUUAUGGAAUGAUAGUCUCACCGAUACUAACCCGAUGUGCCAGUGUGGAGAACCUGACUUUUUUUUUUUUGUUUGUUUUUUUUUUUUUUUUUUUUUUUUUUUUUAACUCUUAUGUUUUGUUUGUUUGGGAGUGUUUGUAGAAAGUAAGGAAAUAAGGUCCUGAUCCUGUGAGAUGUGAAGAGACCUCAUCUUAUCUAAUUCUGAUGGGACUUGGCAUGAGCCCAGUAUGCACUGAAAAAACUUGCAAAGCUUUUAUAUAAAUUAACUUCUGUCUACUUUUCAGGGAAAUUGGCUUCUAUAUACUUUGCAGGGAUUUCUUUGUGUGUGAUUUCAUUAUGAUUACAUUAAUUUCAGCUUUCUAGGUCAGGUGUACAAUUAUUCGCUUUGUUUAUGCUUAUGGUACAGUAUAGUCAGCACAAUCACCAGUUCUCUUUUGAGAGUGAUCUUUUCAGAUGGAUUUUGAAGAUCAAGUGACUUCUAAUGCUUUUUAAAAUAACAUGUAUAUAUUUUUUAGAACAUAAGGAGAAGGUUUUGUGUUGUUUUUCUGCCGGAGGCUUCCUGUGAAAGCUUAGCUAGGAUAGUGGAACUCACAGGAUUUGUUUACACUUUCCAGGAAAACAUUAUCUUUAGGAAAGCCCUGUGUUUGGAGAGCACAAAAUGAAAGAAAGACUCUUGCUUGGGUUGAUGCUAAGGAGCAUGCUCCGUUGAAACAGAUCAUCUAUGUUUCAGAUCCAGCAGCCAUCAGCAGCGCAUGCUGGAACGUGCUGGCUCAUCUUUUAAGCAAAGCACCUUUUUUAUUUUAUUUUUUUUAUUAAAAAGGGCUUUCUCUGGUUUAGUAAAGUUAGGAAGUCAGGCUUGUUCUCCAGAAGGUUUAUAGAUUAGCUCUGUGUUUUCUGCUGUGUCACAGCACUGUGGUUUUUGUGGGAUAUCUACGGAGCUACGUAGGUAGAAUUGAUCUAACUUAAUUGAUGGUGUCAUUUAAAACAGAUGAUAAAUUGGCAGUAAAUUACAUUGUAGGUACCUGAGAGCAGAGUGAGAGGAGAGCAGGCUGCCCCUGAUGUUGAAGGCUGUGUGCUUUUGCAUCCUGUGGUCUAAAACUGAAAUCUUUUAGAUUUCUGGCACUUAUAGUGGGCCUGGAGUAGGCACCCGUAAAUUGCUUGCUUAUUUUGGUAGGAAUUUGGAUGCUUCGGACUGUGGAAUCUGCUCCUAGGUAGUGUCAGUUUUGUAGAGUGGAAAAACCUCUUUAAGGCAAUACUUACUCACUGUCAACACCAGGACAGAUGUUAGGUUAGUCUUGGGGUAGGAGGGGACUUUAUUUCAAAGGCUGGUUACCACAUAACAUUUCUAACCUUGGAACUUCAAGUAGUUCAGGGCAGAAGUAUCACAGCACAUCAUUUAGUGGUUUUUCACACCAGACCUGUCUUGGGAUGAAGAAAGAGCAAAGCUGUGACCAGUGUUCUGAGGUAUUGAGCAUUAUGUGUAUUAGUCUAGCUGCUAGCUUUGUGGAUAUGAACACUUAUAUUAUGCAGUUAGCACUGAAAUACCAGUCCUUUGGCAGUGCAGGUUGUUUUCAGACACAGAUUUUCUGUAAAUUCAUGAACCAGCUAAUCAUAAGACUUGAAGAAACAGAGGUCAUGCUGCCCAGACAGCUUUAUUUACUUAUAUAAUUAUGAAGCAUGAACAGUUUGAACCUCUGAUCGUUUAAUGAUACGAUUGUUUAAAAAUAAAACAGGCCCUGUUGGUGUAACAGGGGCUUGCUCUUUUAUUUUGACUAUAGACAAAUGGUUCCCUUGUUCUAAAUUAUAUUAAAAUAAUUAAACCUGGGAUAUUAAAGAAAUAAGUGGGUGCUGUGUUGAUCAUCCAGUAGGCCAGAUACUGCUGUGGAGUGAUGUAAGUUGUACUUUCCUGCCUUUCUGGAACUAUAGCCUAAUAUGUCUUGAGAGUUGAAUGAAGUGUCUCCACUGCCAUACUGCAGCUUCUGAGUGUGGUGACGAUGAGACAGACUUAAACUCCUCCAGUGACAAAACCUCCGUACAUUACUGCUAUCCCUUGUUGCUUUAGCAGAAAGAAGUCUUCCGUGACCCUUUGUGUCUGUGCCUGUUCUCAGUAGCAGGGAGUCCAGAAGCAGGGGCAGGUCCGCAGACGCCGAGAAUGAGACCGUGUUGCCUGUCCAGAGCUUUGACUUGUAGCACCUUGUUAUAUUUUCUGGUGUUCUCUGACUAGUGGAGGUAUGUGGCUUUCAAACAAUGGGAGAAUCUGUAGGGCAAUUUUUUCCUUUUGUGGACAUGAGUAGACUGGACUCUUGAUUGUAUGUGUUGAAUAGGACUGUAGCAUGAUGGCAAGGCCCUAUGUAGCUGAAACUGUCUCCCUCCAGGAGCUUCAGUUGCCUUUACAUCUUUGUUGGAGUUUGUUCUCUUGUCUUGGCAUCGAGAGUGCCAGAGUUCUCACAGUGCCUGCUAUUGCUGUGAGGAUUCCCUGUGUACAUCUCUGUCCUCCGUUCCUCGCUCCACUGCUACUCUCCACUCACCGUGUAGGCAGGAAAACGGAACUCUAAGAGCCCAUUACUGCGCUUGCUCAGAUGGAGUAGGUAGAGUUGUCAUACGUACAUAGAAGGGUGAAAUUUUCAUGGAAAGGCUAUGAUGAAUCUAUGUCAAAAGAAUAAUGAUGUUUGCAGUGUAUGUGGGGAGCGAACUUGGACCUUACAUCUCUUUGACAAAGAACUGCUUCCCUCCAUUCCCGCUUCUCUGCUUGACACUUGUGGGUCAGUAGCAAACAGUCUAUUUUUUGAAAUGUUCCUACUAAUAUCUCCUUUUCUUCUAUAAGUUGAAGGAUAUAUUGACCUUUGAAUCUAGGUUGUGACCGGCACAUUUAGAAGUCUGGCUGAAGCUGGAAACCGAAGGUUAACUUUAUAUGAACAUUGUGAUGCUGUAAAUAUGGAUUGACUUUUUAUUUCCAUAUUGGAGAUAGAAGGAAAAAUAUCGGCUGGCAUUAGUUAUGAGGCAUUACAUUUGUCCUCAGUAAUAGAAGGUAUUUAAAAUUCACUUUUAAAGUAUGCUAACCACAAGUGAGAUAAUUACUAGGCCUAUUUAGGCUAUUGUUACUAUUAGACCAUAAUGUAGAAAUCACUUAAUUUUCUAGCUUUUAGUAGAUGGAUCAUGUCUUAUUGAGUUGGUGGGGUUUUUCAUUUUGCUGAACAGUGUAUGAUAUCACUCUGUCCACUAUGUAACAAAAUGUUAUUUUUUUUCCUCAAUCCAACAUCAAAAAGCCUGUUGAAAAAAUGCCGUGGUAAGUGACCCAGCAGUUCUACUGAUUAUUUUUAAUAGAAAUGUUUUUUUUUCCCUUGCAUUAAAAAGAAUAAAUUAAAAAUGAAAUCACAGACACUGAUAACAGUGAGAAUUCUGUUGCCAUUGGAAUCUUCUGAACAUGGGUUUUAUGUUUGGGAGCGUAUAUGACUAUGCUAACUAAGGGUGGAAUUCAUCUGAUCUUACUUUGGAUACACUGUAAGUAUCCAAAUUAGAUGUCAAUAUCUGAGCUAGUCUCCUAGGUACUGCUUCUGGUCAAAGGAUACCUUUUAAUAAGUACUUCUGAGGAAUGAUUUAUCUCCUUUAGGUAGAUGUCUGCAACAGGUUGGAUUAAUUUAGCCAUAUUGCUGCCUCCCUGUGAAGGGAACCUGGUGCACUGACUCAGAUGUGGUUAGCUACCUUGCAAGAUGUCCAAAAUAAGGAGAGAUGAAUCGCAUCCUGACAGUUUUUUUGAAAUAUUUUGUUUAUGUGCCUUGUUGUUCAGCACUCUACAAAUGCUUUGUAGCCACUGUAAAAGGGAGACUGCAGUCUUACUUAAUUCUACAUUUAUGCAUUUGGUUUGCCCCUGUGGCAGAUUUAAAACAUUUGGUGCUACUAACUCAGGACCCAAUCUUGUCUGAUCCUGACCGCUUUCUACUCUAAUUGAAUUAAUUUGAAAAUAUGAAGGUGUCAGCAUCUGAGAGGCUCAAGUCCUUGUACAAUAAUCAUAACUUUUUUUUUAGUCAAGUAUACUUUUACCUUGCUCUGUUUUAUUUGCAAGUGUUUUUCAUUUGCGUUCUCCUUGACAAAAAGCCACCUGUGGAAGUGAGUUUAAGCGAUGUAUUGAAGCAGCAUUGUGUGUGAGGAUUUCAUUAAUAGGAGCUGAGUCUUCAGGCUGGGAUUCUGCAGUCUGGGGGCUUUGGGGGCAAUGCUGGUGUCCCCUUGCCCAGGCUGCUCAUUCUUUUUUGCGCUAAUGCAGUGGUUUGUGAUGCAGUUUGCAGUGCAGGAUCACAAACAGUUGGCACAAUUGAGGCUGCAGGCAAGGGAUCAAAAUCUUCAAACCAGUGCUCGCAGUAUUGUGGAAUUCUAGCCUGAAUAUACUGUUUCAAAAUAGAGGAAUUCAGAAAUAGAAACCUUUAAUGUCCUUAGGAAAGAAGUGGGAAAUAAAGAUGUUUGCAAAUGGAAUGCUUUGAAGAGUUUGCUUUAACUCUCUGUAUUUUUGCCUUUUCUGAUGCUGAUGAAGUUUUUCUCUCUUGGAGUUUAAUAAAAUCUCCCUACUUGGCUGCAUUUUAGAAAAUGUGAUAGCUUCCAAAAGUGGUGCUGUAAUAGUAAAAGGUGUGUGGAUAGUAUCUGUGAGCUAAGAUUCUGGUCCCCCUUUAUAAGAGGGUUGAACUUAAUGGGACCAGAAUUUUCCUGGAAAUACCUAAAAGCUCACUUUUAUUCCCUUUUUGUCACAACUAGAGAGUGGGAAAUUAAUAUGAAGUGUAAGAUGCAAAGAGAGAAGUUCAUUUUAUUUUUUUAAUACUAUAUGGAUACAAAUACUUGCUUUCAAUCCAAGAUACUGAUUUUAGAUUGAACAAGAACUUCCAUUAAGUUUAACACAAAACAAUUUGUAUAACCUUACUGUGUAUCAUUUGCCAUAAAGAUGGAAUUUCAAUUAAAUUUUUGAAAGAAAUAAAGCUGUGUGUCUGAUUAAGCAAA
Molecule: messenger RNA, 6343 nt
Organism: Rhea pennata
Lineage: Eukaryota; Metazoa; Chordata; Aves; Rheiformes; Rheidae
Gene: FECH
Product: ferrochelatase
Exons: 11
Coding region: 15-1259 (414 amino acids)
Biological process (GO): heme biosynthetic process
Cellular component (GO): mitochondrion
Molecular function (GO): protoporphyrin ferrochelatase activity
Source: RefSeq, a predicted model, not a curated record